Messenger RNA from Bacillus rossius redtenbacheri, 4561 nucleotides. Its product is annotated as F-box/LRR-repeat protein 20. Gene Ontology annotation, cellular component: cytoplasm. Lineage: Eukaryota; Metazoa; Arthropoda; Insecta; Phasmatodea; Bacillidae. The transcript is spliced from 10 exons. The coding region runs from base 308 to 1702 and encodes 464 amino acids. Gene Ontology annotation, molecular function: protein binding. The record is from RefSeq and is a predicted model, not a curated record.
UCCGGUCUUUAUGAUAUAUGGUCGUUGGUCCUUGGUGUUGUUAUACUUGUUUUGUAGGUGAGCUUUCGCUCUUUUUCUGUUAUUAUUAUUUGUUUCGGUUGACACGUUCAAGAAAAUGAAGAAAGAAUUAAAAGGAUUCUAUAAAGUAAAUUUAAAACAUUAUAAUUGUGUUUAUAAUACGGAAUCGGUGGCAAGUGUACGAAGUUAAUACUGUGAUAUAUUAUUGAAAUAGCAUGUCGGUUAUGCACUACUUUCCGUAUUACACCUAUCUGUAAUUCUUGAAAACAAGUUUUCACAUCUUAGGAAGAUGAUCCACACCAACAGAAAUAAGCUGGAGGGAGGUGGGAAGGCGUGGUGGUUGCCGGCUAGGAACAAGAAAGAGCGCUCUAGUUUGUCGGUGAACAGCGUGAAGCAAAGCUACAUGCAGCUGACGCGGGUGUUCUCUGAUGAUGAAGCACAGAUCAACAAGAAGCUGCCGAAGGAGCUUCUGCUCAGGAUCUUCUCGUACCUGGACGUGGUAUCGCUGUGCCGCUGCGCGCAGGUUUCGCGCGCGUGGAAUGUGCUGGCCCUUGACGGCAGCAACUGGCAGAGGAUAGACCUGUUUGAGUUCCAAAAAGAUGUGGAGGGACCUGUGAUAGAGAACCUGUCGCGGCGUUGCGGGGGCUUCUUGCGGAAGCUUAGCCUGCGAGGCUGCCAGUCCAUCGCCGAUGGCUCCAUGAAGACGUUUGCACAGCUCUGCAGCAACGUCGAAGAUCUCAACCUCAACGACUGCCGCAAGCUCACAGACAGCACCUGCCAGUCGCUGAGCAGGCACUGUGCUAAACUGCAGCGCCUCGACCUGGCCUCAUGUCCUUCCGUCACAGACCAGUCGCUCAAGGCCCUGGCUGACGGCUGUCCGCUGCUCGCACACAUCAAUGUCUCCUGGUGCAGUCUCAUCAGCGAGAACGGGGUGGAAGCACUGUCGCGAGGCUGCCCGCGUCUGCGCUCCUUCGCGGCCAAGGGCUGCGAGCAGGUGAGCGACAAGGCGGUGUCGAGCUUGGCGCAGUUCUGCCCCGACCUGCAGCUGGUGAACCUGCACGGGUGCAGCCAGGUGACAGACGAGGGUGUGACGACGCUGGCACGUCACUGCCCCGGCCUGCAGUACCUCUGCCUCUCCGGCUGCACUCACCUCACAGACACGACCCUGGUCGUGCUGGCCCAGCAGUGCCACGCCCUGGGCACGCUGGAGGUUGCCGGCUGCUCCCAGUUCACCGACGCUGGCUUCCAGGCGCUCGCCCGGAGCUGCCGUUUGCUGGAGAGAAUGGACUUGGAGGAGUGCGUGCUCAUCACGGACGCCACGCUCAUUCAUCUGGCCAUGGGCUGCCCGCGCCUCGAGAACCUGAGCCUGUCGCACUGCGAGCUGAUCACGGACGAGGGCAUCAGGCAUCUGGGCACUUCGCCAUGUGCAGCAGAGAACCUCACGGUGCUGGAGCUGGACAACUGUCCUCUGAUCACGGAUGCAUCGCUGGAACACCUCGUCUCCUGUCACAACCUGCAGAGGAUAGAGCUGUACGACUGCCAGCUCAUCACGCGUGCGGGAAUCCGCCGUCUCAGGAACCACCUGCCCAACAUCAGGGUGCACGCCUACUUCGCUCCCGUGACUCCACCCCCCGCCACGGCCGGCUCUCGCCAGCGCUACUGCCGCUGCUGUGUCAUCCUUUGAGCAGCAAGACUUCGAUACGUGCCGUUGGAUGCUGGUGUACUGAUGCCCCAGAUCAUUACUGUUAUUCACUGAUUUUGGUCCAUCGUAAUUAGUGAAACCAUCACCAAUUCUGAAUAUUAGUUAUUCUGUUUAUUUAAGUUUUCGUUCAUUUUAAAAUCUUUUCCAUAUUUGUCAAAGUGUUUGUAUUCUUUUGUGUCAUGUAAGCCUAUGCUGAGUAAAUGACAACAAAAGUGUUUAUUUAAUUAAGAUAGAACAUAACAUGUGGUUGUUCCUAUUACUUUUAUAAUCAGAAAUGGAAUCGGUAAUUACUAAUUAGUAAAGUCAUAUUGGUGCACUGCUGCGACUAUUUUGCUAUUGACUGAUGUCAUAGCAAGAUUUAAAAAAAUUUGUUCUGAGUGGGAAAAUAAUUUAGCAAGGUACUUUGUUCCUGUGGAGCAAUUUUAUUUAUAGCUGUUUCUAAGUAAAGAAUGUUUGUAGUUUUUAUUUAUGAUUUGUAUUACAGUUUUUAAUUUUUUCUGAUAGUAUAAGAUGAUCUGUGGUGACUGAAAUAUAGUAGGCCUAGUUGAUCCUUGCUUUGAAAGCUGCUGUUGAGCAUCACUUGUGAACCACCCAGCAAAGACUUGACAAAUUGCUGUAAGAGGAAUGGUAUUGGAUUAUUAUUUAUUAUCCUUUGACUAGGCCCUGUCCUUAAACUUGCAUCAAUGCUGCAGUUUGUUUCACUUUCAAAUUAAUACUUUUUGAGUAAAAUGUAAAAAAUAAUUGUACAAGAAGUCCUUGCAUGACAGAAUGAAACAUCUUGCUUAUGAAGUAUAGAUAGAGAUAAAUUAUUAGUAUUUUUUUUUAUUUAAAAAGAGAGAUUAAUUGAGAAUAGUAAGGAUGCAGGUAUGAUCUCAAACGAAACAAUGCCUUCUUCAGCAUACUGUACCCUGGCGUCCAUUUACUGGUACUUUUCGGCGCCUCUUUUGGCGGUUUAUUCCCAUGUUGCCUUUGAUAACACUUCUUAUCUGCUUCUGCCUUUUUCAUACCUGCCAACUUUUACGGUUUUCCCGUAAUUUGUGCGGACAAUAAUGUACAUUACGGUUGUACAGAAAUGCUGAACAUCUCAAACUUUUCAAGCUUAUGAUUUAUUUCUCUCUUUUUUCCCCAAUAGUGGAAAUGUUUAUAUUGUUUGCAUUUUGUUUCUGUUACAAUAUGGCAGCUUAUCUUGACUGACGUAUUUUGUCACGUAAACAAGAAAAGGUGAAAAAUAUUGAAUGGAACUAAAUUGAGCUAACCAACUGUACAAUUUCCCCCCACCCCCCCCCCCCCUUCUUUUUCUCUCUGUUAAAUAACCUAAAGGGGAACCUAUUCAUAUUAUUCUAGCUCUGUGGCAGAAAUGGUGGUAUGUGUUGUUAGAUUGUAUUUUUCUGUGUGUCUUCGGAAGUUGAAUGCUUGUGUAUGAAGAUAUUUUGUAUUCAGUGAGUUUGCUUGUGCCAUCAUAAUGUUUAAAAAACAUGUGUUUAGAUAUAUUCGGAACUGUUUUUGUAUAUCAGAGUGGAAAAAAGAAGGCCCAAACUAUGCGUUUUUCAGCAUAUGCUAUGAUUUAAAUGUUUCUUAUGCGGGGAAGAACAAUGUUUCUAAUAACGUGAACUGUUUGAAACACGUUAGUUUAUGAAAUCUGCUGAGGCAACAUUUUCUUUUCGACGAGCCGUACCAGUACUUUCUGAUGUGAUUCAAUCGGAAUGCUAUUUCACCAGUAUUUUAAUAGAACAUAACAGUUUGUUCAGUGCAGCAGAUCAUAUUGGAAACUGGUUUUGGAAAAUGUUCCUGACUUCAGACAGAGCGAAAACUGCAGCUAUAUUCAAAGAAAUGGCUUCGGUAACCUAUAAAGUGCAAUUUCUCAGAAAUUAUUUGGAAUUUAGAAACAAUUUUUUUUAGGGUAAAUAAAGCAACAUCUUUAGUGUUACAAAAAAGUAUUUGUUAUUAUUUUAUUUAUAAAAGCCAGGAUAUAAGAAUAUUACCAUAGUUGUGAACAAUAUAGACUUUUUUUUUUUUUCUACUAGUUGGCUCAUAUCUCUUGGUAAGUUCACCUAUAUUUGAAGCAAUUAGGCUCUGUUCUUUUUUAUGUACUUUAAUUAGUCCUGUAGGUAUUAAGUAGAUUUUGUACAGGUAUGCAUCCAUUAAACUAUUGUGUUUAGGAUGUUAGUUUAUUUACGGUGCAUGUUUCACUGACAUUGAUUGAAUAAUCGCACAUGAUUUACGUAAAAAUUUAGUGUUUUAACACACUUUUAUUAGCUUCACUUGUAACUAUGUAAUCAAAUCUUGAUGUUGAUUUCUGCCUACUUCUAAUUGUCGUAUCGAUUUGAAACUUUGCAAGUAUGUGUAUGUAAUCCUGAUGACAUUACAAUAAUCCCAUGACUAUAAACUGAAGAUGGGGGGAGGGGGGUUUAUAGUGGCAAAAAACUACUACUUAAGAGUUAUGGGCAAAAUACCAGUACUUUCGAGCUAUGGGCAAUAACCAUGCUUAUUGUGUAUCCGUGAGGCCGGAGCUUGGGAAGAGAUCUCCCCCCCCCCCCCUCCCUCCCUCAGAUCCACUCCUUCCACAGGAGGUCAACCCACGAAAUUUUGUAAAUUUCAGAAUAGAUUCUCUUUAAAUUUGUACAGUUUCCAAGCCAUUCAGGGAUCUGAACCUGCUUCUCCCUCAGGGGAAGGUCAUUUGACACUGAUUUUUUUUAAAGCAGGGAAAAUUGACGUACUUUGAUUUUGAUGUGCUUCCUAGGUCUUCGGGCACCAUCGGACUCCUCACGGGAUGGUGGUCAAUUGCCCCCGAAAUUUUUGGGACUGAAAAUUGAUUUAAGUACAUAUUUGAUUGCUUUUUCA